AUGGAUCAGUUGAAGGGGGAUUUGGCUGCUACAGCCAAUUUUCUCCAGUCCAUGACUGCACUCCCGAACUACGACAGUGUUAGAGAGGUGCAAGCAAAAGCCCUUUGCCAGCGAGUGAAGAACCUUGCCUCCGUGGAUGCAAAUGGAGCCUCAGCCCUGCUGGCUGCAUGGACUGCAGGAAAGCAAUGGACUUCUCAACAAACAAAGGAGUUCAGUGAUCUCUUGGCUGGAGCAGUCAGGGUGGCAAGAGAGCUACUCAGAAAGUUGAUGCUUUCUUACCUGUCCGUCAAAGAUAUCCAGGCUUUGGAAGCUGGUGACAACAUCCACGUGAAGUUGGAUGUCUUGGCAUGCCGGUGCAUCAAGCUGAGGCUCACCUGCCCAUCUGAGGCUUGCUGCAAAGCGAUCUUGGCAGCUGGCUUGGCCAGGGCAGGCGGUGAUGUGGGGGCGGUUGACAGCUAUGCCAACAAGCAGUUGUUCAAGAAAAUGCUGAAAAGCAAAGCCAAAGGCUUGCCCAAGAAUGGCUUUCACCUCGAGCAUUAUCCAGCAUCGCCAGACAAUCUGCCCCCUGAGCUCGCCGAUGCAUACUCUCAAGAGGAUCCUGCAUGCACUGUGCAGAUGCAAUCUCCCGACAGGGUGCAGGCAGCAUCAUCUGCAAUCGUGUUGAGAGGGAGCUCGAAGAAGCUUCGUGGUGGAAACAUGAUGGGUGCCGGUGGCAUGCAGAGCUUGCCUGCAGUGUGUGCAAGUGGCAACAACAACCCCAUGAACAUGCAAUUCAACAUGGGCCUGCAAGGAAUGCAGCCCGGGAUGACGAUGAUGGGUAUGAUGAACACCAUGAACAACAUGAUGCAGAGGCUCAUGCAGGACCAGAAUAAGCAGCAGCAGGACCCGAUCCCGAACAUGCAGUACUUCGCACCCGGUGGAGGUCAAGCGGGGGCAACCACCAUGGGCCAGGGGCCUGCAGCAGGAACCCAGGCACCUGCAGCAGCAACCCAGCAGGCACCCGCAGGGGCAUCUGCAUCGGUCCAGCAAACAGCAGGCGGCAACGAAUGCAUCAGCUGGUGUCUCGCCGGCAGUGCAGUUGGAGAUGAGUGA
Molecule: messenger RNA, 1092 nt
Organism: Symbiodinium sp. CCMP2592
Lineage: Eukaryota; Dinophyceae; Suessiales; Symbiodiniaceae
Source: the annotation of a GenBank genome assembly